Molecule: messenger RNA, 2241 nt
Organism: Naegleria lovaniensis
Lineage: Eukaryota; Heterolobosea; Eutetramitea; Acrasida; Naegleriidae
Exons: 8
Coding region: 1-2241 (746 amino acids)
Source: RefSeq, a predicted model, not a curated record
AUGUUACCACAAAAUAACAACAACAAGAAUAACAACAAUUCAUCAUCCUUCUUUUCCAAUCCAAAUUUGAUGUCGUCCCCAUCCGACGCUGAAGCCAACAAUGACGUUAACUUUUAUCAACCCAUCACCAUUCAUGAAAUUAUUGAAAAUUUGAAAAAGGAACGUGCCGUGGAUGCCUCUCUGUAUAAGAAGGAGAAUACGGCUGAUAUCAUCAGUGAUCGUUUGCAAUCGGGAACCACCAUUGAAGCAUUGCUUGUAAAACCUAAUGUUGAGGGUUCCAACGACGCUCUCAUUACUCAAAUUUUGGAUGUGGUCAAUGACCAACAAGGUCUGCCCGUGAUUCGCUCCAUUCUAGGUACCACUGUGGUAGAGCCAGGAAAGAUCCGAGUGGUCGUUGUGAACGGUGCCAUUCGAUUGGUCGGUCCAGGUCGUUACAUGAAUGUCAAUCCUCGUGCUCAUUGGAGCUCCACCUACAGCAUGGAUUCCGACAGAAUCGAACACGAAACUUUGUCGAUUAUCAGAGUUCCAAAAGGAUAUUAUGGUCUCGCCACAAACAAUGGUCAACCCUUAAUACUCGGAGAAGGUGUCCAUGUUAGAAAUUCUAGGUUGUUCAACUUUGUUGAAUUGAAAGAAAUCAAUCAAGAGCAUAUCAAGCAUGGUACCAUUGAUAUCAUGAGAAUUCCACAAGGAAAAUAUGGUAUGGUCCUUGAAAAUGGAAUUCCCAAGCUUUUAACAGCAGGCUAUUACGUGUCUGAUUCUGUCUUGUUCAAAUAUUGUGGAACUGUGAAUAUUAAUGAGCCUCACAUCAAGCACUCAACUAUUCAAAUCAUUAGAAUUCCAAAAUCUUCAAUUGGUUUGAUUGUUAUUGCUACCAAGCCAUUGCUUCUUCAUGAAGGAAUUUACACUUUCAAUGAUCAAAACAUUGCCUUCUUGGGAAUGAAGGAUGCUAAUGAACAAGUAAUUAUUCACAAGCCAAUCACCAGAUUUAGAGUUAAGAAUGGUGAGAUUGGUUUAUGUUGGUGGCAAUCAAAGCCUCUCUUUGUUCAAGACCCUGGAAUUUAUGAAGUGGACAGCAUUGAUUUCAUUUUCGAACAAUGUGUGCCAAUUUCUUCUAAACUUGUCGCUCUAGGAAGCUCUAUGAGAAUUGUGGUCUAUGAUGGUGAAAUUGGUAUUACUUACUUGAAAGGAAAAUUGGACGUGUUGCAGCCAAACACUUACAUCUUCCACGAUAGUGUUUUACGUACUUUUGAAGGAUAUUUAAGCACAAAACUUAAUACCAUUCCUUUGAUUGAGGACGGUUCUAAGGAGACCUUCCUUCGUUGUGACACUAAGGAUCUUGUAGAAUUGGGAAUUAAGGCAUCUUGUUCUUAUCGUAUUUGUGAUCCUAAAUUGACACUUACAACCAUUGGUAAGGAACCACAAAUUAUCAGAUUAAUCAAGGAUCAAUCCAUUGCCACCGUGCAAGCCAUUGUGAGAAGUACCGCUUUGAACCAAGUGGCACAAAGUAAAACAGUGAACGCAGCAAGUCACUCUGCCAUUGGUGACGAUAAGGAUGCCCCACUUCAACAACCAACUGCUCCAGUAUUCUUUGAGAAGAUUCAUGAUGAAUUCCUCUCCAAGCUCCAUGAUGAAUUUAAAAAGAGUUAUGGUAUUGAAAUUACCAAUGUUAGAAUUGAAGAUAUUCAAAUUAUGAAUCAAGAACUUGCUAAUAACAUUUCCAAGCAAGCCAUCAUCACUGCUGAAACUGAGACUAAAUUGGCAAACUUGGGAGGACAACGAGAAAUUGACUUGGCUGCUCAAGAACGUUCGAAUGCCAUCUCGUCAAUUAAGGCAACUGCUGAAGCCUUCAAACUUCGUACUGAAACAGAAGCUAAGAAUAAUGCAGCUAUUUUAGAGGCUGAAACUAAAGCUAUGGAAAUUAAGACACUUGCCAAAGCUCGUGCUGAAGCAAUGACCAUUGAGGCAGAAGCCGAAGCUAGAGCCAUUGAAAUUAAGGCCCUCGCUGAAAAGAAGAGAGCUGAAUACCUCUCAAGUACAGAAUUCGGUAAACAAGAUGCAUUGUUAACCAAACACCACGACAUGGUCGUUCAAGCCAUGAAAGGUAUUCAACAAAUUGUGUACCUUCCAUCGGAUGCGAAUAUGGGAUGCUUACCAUUGCAAAUGUUUGGUCUCAAAGGAGGUGUUCCAACUUUUGAUUCCCUCACUAAGGAACAACCAAGCGUUUCCACUAUGAAGAAAUAA